Molecule: messenger RNA, 3126 nt
Organism: Candidula unifasciata
Lineage: Eukaryota; Metazoa; Mollusca; Gastropoda; Stylommatophora; Geomitridae
Source: the annotation of a GenBank genome assembly
AUGGGCAAGGACGGGAGAUUAGUUGUCAUCUUCUUGUAUUUGUUGUGCUUGACACGGGCUCAGAUUUCCUUCGAUGUUCAGGAGGAGAAGCCAGCGCCAUUGUUAUUAGGCAACAUUGCCAGCAAAGCCAACAUCACCAAAACCGCCGGUAUGGAGUUCCAUUUGAUGACCAAGAACGAUCUCUUCGCCGUAGACGCCUCCACUGGAGACUUCAGCGCCAUUGUUGUUCUGGAUAGAGAAAGCCAGUGCGGUUCUUCCCCAAGUUGUAUCAUCACAACUUUAGUGGCUGUGUCCAGAUCGCCCGAUUCCCUCCUGAGGUAUACAGUUAAUGUGACAAUACAUGACGCCAACGACCAGAAACCGUACUUUAAAUUCACAAGUUUCCCGAAAAGUCUCAGCGAGUUUGUACCUUUACAUACCACGAUUAAGCUUCCUACAGCUGAAGAUAACGAUAUGGAACCGUCAUUUAAAGUGCAGAAAUAUUAUUUACUCCCAGAGUCUCAAACUGUGUUCGACUUGGUUGUCCAGCGAGUGAAUCAAUCUGACGGGUCUGUAGACUUUGAUGUGCAACUUCGACUUAAGCAGAAACUGGAUAGAGAGAAAGCGGAUUCAUAUACCUUAACCCUGGUUGCCUCUGAUCUGGGUAGUCCUAGUAAUGAAGGACGGUUACAGGUUGUGAUUACGGUAACUGACGAAAAUGACAACAGCCCGGUGUUCCAGAAACCUGAAUAUAAUAUAACUAUCAACGAGAGUACACCGAUUGACACAAGUGUACUGAAUGUUUUAGCCACCGAUGCAGAUAUUGGCGAGAACGGGCGAGUUGGAUACGAGAUCUCCAAUAAUAUUGACAGAAGAGUGACCAAGUACUUCGUGGCGGAUCGUGCUUCUGGUGCCGUCAAGGUGGCCAGUAGUUUGAAGAAGGAGGGAGAAACUGUGUUUAUAUUUAAAGUCAAAGCGUUUGACCAUGGGACUCCGAUGAUGUUCUCAGAAGUUAACGUGCGGAUUUCUGUAGAAGAUACAGUUAACGACCCACCAGGAAUCAGUGUUAGUCUUUUGAGGCCCAAAAACAACAGUGCUGUGGUGUCAGAGGAUGCCGUCGUAGGGACCACAGUAGCCAUUGUUGACGUUACUGAUACAGACGUGGGCUUGAAUGGACAGACUAACUGUACCUGCAUCAGUGAAUCCUUCAGCAUGAAAGAAUACAACAGUCCUGGGGCGUACACGAUUUCAGUUGCAGCUGGUCUGGACAGAGAAAAGAUAUCCACGCACGUUAUCACGAUACAGUGCAUGGAUAAGGGCACACCGCCACUGUCCAGCAUGGCCAAACUGUCGGUGAUAGUAGAGGACGUUAACGACCACCCACCUCAGUUUACAAGGAGAUCAUACGAAAUGAGGGUCCGAGAAAACCAGGAGUCUGGUGUCCUUGUAGGCAAUGUAUUCGCAACAGAUGCCGAUGAUGGGGUCAACGCCCAGCUGCGUUAUUCCUUAGACCCCAGCGUGGUUGAAUUUGAAAUCAACGAAUCAAAUGGCUUCGUCUACACUGCGGUGAAAAAUUUAGACAGGGAGAUGAAAGAUCGUUACAGCUUCAGUGUUUAUGCGUUUGACACUAGCUUUUCUCCUCAUACUGCUACGGCUACAGUCAUUGUUAACAUCGAGGAUGUGAACGACGAAUGGCCCAGAUUCGACAACUCAUCCUACAGAUUUUUGGUCUCUGAAAGUACCAUCACCAGCACGGUCAUUGGCAAGGUACAUGCAACAGAUCCCGAUUUGGGCCUAGGUGGUAGGGUGGAGUAUCUCUUUGUCCAUUCUCCACUUUACAUGGACCCGCCGUUUAUAUUGUCUAAAGACAACGGGGCGAUUACUUUGACACAAGCUUUGGACUAUGAAACCACAAGACAGUACAGUUUUGUGGUGACUGCCGUUGAUUUAGGGAACCCACCUAGAAACUCCUCAGUCGAGGUUCACAUUGAAGUAACCGAUGUAAACGACAAUGAUCCAGUCAUCGCUUUCCCCAAUCCUGACAAUCUGAGUGUGACUCUCAACCUGGACGUGACCCCGGGUCAGGAGAUUAUUAGGGUCAUUGCCCAUGAUUCCGACCACGGAGACAGCGGGCGCCUCACCUAUUCUCUUGGCGCCAUGAACACCUCGGUAGCAAAACUCUUCUGGAUCAACGAGGACACGGGGCUGCUGACUCUGGUAGCUCCUCUGACGCAGGCAGACGUGCGCAGCUACAACAUCGUGAUUAGCGUCAACGACAACGGUGUGCCUCAAAGAGCAACACAGGCUCUAUUACAUAUCGAAAUCGUCCAUGAUGCUAAAGAGUCACGAUCCAGAGAAUCUUACACCACAAUCGUCAUUAUAAUGGUCUGCGUGACACUUCUUGUUGCCGUCGUUGUGCUGGUUACUCUUUGCUUCAUUAAGUACAUCGAUAAAAGGAAGUUUGACUCCGAAAGAAGCAUCCACAAAUCAACAUUUGAGCCUAUGAACAAGUUGACUGACGACUACCUUCAUACAGGCGGCGGCGACGAUGAGAUGGAACACGGCAUGAUAAUUAGUCCCGUUCAUCAGAAGCAGAUCCCAUCCUUUCAGAACCAGCGGUUGGGAAGCAAUAGUAGAAACGGUAAAAAAUGUGUGACAUUCGACAGUGCUAUCAGAUCAUCGGAUACUUCCACGGUUUCCGGGUCCGUAAGUACGCAACCCGACUCCGGCUUUAGUAGCAUUGGUUCUGGCUUUCAUUCUGCACCCAACUCCGUCGCUCAAGUCCCGUAUGUCUCCACACUGGCCAGCACGUUCAAUCCAGGAUCAUUAGACCUAUACAAAACAAAUUGUAUUGCCAGAAGUGCACCCUCUCCAACAAUGUCCAGCAGUGCUACAAACGGACCGCCAGUUCCUUUAUUUUUCAAGACGACGAGAACUAACAGUGGCACCAGUCUCAUGGAGUGUGGUACUGGAGUCCACUCCAGUAGUCCAGAAUUUCAACAGAUAGGAGCCGAUGAAGUAGUGGGCACGGCCUUACAGAAUCAUAACGCCCUGGUCAGGUCAGUGAGAAGCAAGGACAGGAGGCCACCCUAUGCCAGUCGGCAGGUAAGCUUACUUGUUUCAUUGAUAGUUGAUACUUUGGUUUAG